Molecule: messenger RNA, 5309 nt
Organism: Paralichthys olivaceus (Japanese flounder)
Lineage: Eukaryota; Metazoa; Chordata; Actinopteri; Pleuronectiformes; Paralichthyidae
Gene: kcnh4b
Product: potassium voltage-gated channel, subfamily H (eag-related), member 4b
Biological process (GO): potassium ion transmembrane transport; regulation of membrane potential
Cellular component (GO): plasma membrane
Molecular function (GO): voltage-gated potassium channel activity
Source: RefSeq, a predicted model, not a curated record
ACAGGUCCCCACAGAGGUUGCCAGCAUCUCAUUGGCUGGGAUAUCGCAGGAGUGGAUGGAAGCAGGAGCGAGACGGGAGAGAAAGCUCAAGAAGAUGCAACUACUGUGCCACAGCAUCCUGACAGGGCGCUGAGCUGAGGGAUGAAAGAGGUGUAGACACAUGCCCGACCUAUUUUUUCUUUUUGCAGAUUCCUGCUCCUCCUUGUAGAUGGAAAAAAACGGAGUGGAGUAAAAGGAUAACUUCCUCCACAUUGCUGCUGGAAUGAGCUCUCUGGCUAAAAGGUGCAGAGAAGCAACAGCUGGGCCGACUGAUGUGACGCUCCUUGGAUCUCAGCAUCACCUGGACGUGAUCCCUAUCUAAGCCGCCUGCAUCCAAACCUGUUCACUGGUGGAGGGAGCUUUUUCAGUCAUCCCCAGGCUGCACAAGUUGUCUUCAGGCAGCGCUCAGAGAAAGGUGGCUGCUUUUACUGUAAAUGUGUGUCCCCGUUGCUGGCACUGGAUUGUCACCCUCCAAGUCUCCUGCCCCUGCCGACAGCCCCUGGAAGCCAACCGCUCUGACUCUGGGAUGGUGUGACCUCGAGCCAGCUGUUGGCUGUCCCACAUCUGGGUCAAGAUGCCAGUGAUGAAGGGCCUCCUGGCCCCUCAGAACACCUUUCUGGACACCAUUGCUACACGCUUCGAUGGCACCCACAGUAAUUUCCUGCUGGGUAAUGCCCAGGGCCACCGCGGCUACCCCAUCGUCUACUGCUCGGACGGCUUCUGCGACCUGACGGGCUUCACGAGAACCGAGGUGAUGCAGAAGAACUGCAGCUGCCGCUUCCUGUACGGAGCCGACACCAGCGAGCAUGUGGCCCAGCAGAUGGAGAAAGCUCUGGAGGGUCGAGAGGAGUACCAGGCCGAGGUCCACUUCUACAGGAAGAAUGGUGCCGCCUUCUGGUGUCUGCUGGACAUCGUGCCCAUCAAGAACGAGAAAGGCGAGAUGGUCCUCUUCCUUUUCUCGUUCAAGGACAUCACCGACACGCAUGGAAAAAGCCACCACAACAGCAAGAAAGAGGUUUCAGACGACAAGAGGAGCAGGAGGAAGAGCAACUCCCACUUCAGCCAGGCCCGGAAGCGUGGACGCACCAUGUUGUACCAGCUGACCAGCCAGUUCUCGGGGGGGGGCAAGGGAGAGGUCAACCUGGGCGGCAGCAUGAUCGACAAGCCUUCAAUACCAGAGUACAAGGUGGCAGCGGUGCAAAAGUCCCGCUUCAUCCUGCUCCACUACAGUGUUUCCAAAGCCCUGUGGGACUGGCUCAUCCUGCUGGCGACCUUCUAUGUGGCUGUCACCGUGCCCUACAAUGUCAGCUUCACGCCGUAUGACGAUACUGUCACAGCCGCGCGCUCCACCAUCGUCAGCGACAUCGUGGUGGAAAUGCUCUUCAUCAUAGACAUCAUCCUGAACUUCCGCACCACCUACGUGAGCCAGUCGGGCCAGGUGGUGUAUCAGGCGCGCUCCAUUUGCAUCCACUACGCCACCUCCUGGUUCUUUGUGGACCUGGUGGCUGCCCUGCCCUUUGACCUGCUGUAUGCCUUCAACAUCACCGUGACCUCAUUGGUUCAUUUGCUGAAGACGGUGCGGCUGCUGCGCCUCCUUCGUCUGCUUCAGAAGCUGGACCGCUAUUCCCAGUACAGCGCCAUGGUGCUGACCUUACUAAUGUCCGUGUUUGCGCUGCUGGCACACUGGAUGGCCUGCAUCUGGUACAUGAUUGGACGCAAGGAGAUAGAGACCAGUGAGAGCUGGGACAUUGGGUGGCUCCAUGAGCUGGGCAAACGUCUGGAGACGCCCUAUGUCAACAGCACAGUCGGCGGCCCGACGGUGCGCAGCUCCUACAUAGCUGCCCUCUACUUCACCCUCAGCAGCCUGACCAGUGUGGGCUUUGGCAACGUGUGUGCCAACACUGACGCUGAGAAGAUCUUCUCCAUCUGCACCAUGCUUAUUGGCGCGCUCAUGCACGCCCUUGUCUUUGGUAACGUGACGGCCAUCAUCCAGCGCAUGUACUCACGCCGCUCUCUCUACCACACACGUAUGAAGGACCUGAAGGACUUCAUCCGUGUCCACCGCCUGCCCCAGCAGAUCAAGCAGCGCAUGCUGGAGUACUUCCAGACCACAUGGUCUGUCAACAACGGUAUAGAUGCCAACGAGCUCCUGCACGACUUCCCUGAUGAGCUGCGGGCUGACAUCGCCAUGCAUCUGAAUAAGGACAUCCUCCAGCUGCCGGUCUUUAAGGGAGCCAGUCGUGGCUGCCUGCGCUCUCUCUCCCUUCAUAUAAAAACCUCCUUCUGCGUCCCUGGGGAGUAUCUGAUCCGUCAGGGUGAUGCACUACAUGCCAGCUACUUUGUCUGCUCCGGGUCUCUGGAGGUGCUGAAAGACUGCAUGGUGCUCGCCAUAUUAGGAAAGGGCGACCUGAUUGGGUCUGACCUGCCUGGAACAGAGCAGGUGAUCAAGACCAAUGCUGAUGUGAAGGCGUUGACCUACUGUGACCUGCAGUACAUCAGUGUGCGAGGCCUGAGAGAGGUGCUGGAGCUUUACCCGGAAUACGCCAGCGUGUUCGCCUCUGACAUCCACAACAACCUCACAUAUAACCUGCGUGAGGGCAGCCAGGACGAGGGUCUCAACAGGUUUUCAAGGUCACCCAGGCUCUCCCAUGAAUCCCGGCUCCCCUCCAUCGUGGAAACUAAGGGUGACGACCCAGACGAGGCCUUCCACCUCUCUCCUGCCACCCGUUCUCGUCGCAACCUCCUGCUGCCCAGCUUCAGCAGCCCCGUCCGCCGCACAUCCCUGGGAAACCUCCUGGGUGACGAGCUGCGGCAGUUCAACGCUCUGCGCCGCUGCCGCUCCCCCAAUCUCAGCCGUGGCUUCCAAGGCCAGGGCUCGUCCCCUCUGCCAUCGACCAAACGGGAGCACAGCACCCCUGCGGCGAUCCCAGCCUCAACUUCAGCCCAGGCAGAGUCAGGAGCUGAGCAGAAGCCUACGAAGCUGCUCAUCCCAACCGUCACCUGCUAUGGACCCCCAGACCUUAGUCCCAGGGUUGUAGACGGCAUCGAAGACAAUGGGCACGCGUUCCAUUUUAACGUGGAGCACAGCGGGCCGAGAGCCAGCAGAGGGGGCAGCGUCCAAGACUCCACGCAGGCAAAUUCCACCCUGUUGCUGGAGACCGAGGAGGUCAGGCAGAGUAUCAGUCAACUCAACCAAAAGAUGGGCACCUUAAACCAGGAAGUAUCUGAGCUCACCAAGGGCCUCCACCACAUGAUGCACCUCCUCCAGACUUACAUCUCCGUGCAUCACUACCAAGCCACAUACCCGUACAGUGUCCAGAUGGUGCCCAGCCCCCCAACAAACCCCAGCACUGGCAUAUCGUUGAACCUACCAUCAGCCUACCACCUCCACAAUGACCCUGGGAACCACGAAGGCCACAGCCACCAAAGUGUCCCCCCCACUGGCCAGUGGAGCUACAGUGGAGCUGCAGAAACCCAGACAGAGAUCCACCAUCGACCUCGAUCAUCCAGUCCAGCUGCUAACUCCUGUCCGCCCCUCUCUCUGAACCCUGCCCCCACCUUAGACUCGUGUCGCGGCUCUGAGAGCACGAUCACACAUGUGUGGACCACCCCGUCUCUUCUCAGCGUUAGCCCGGGCUUCCAGGGUGGAGGUCCAGGCCUUGCUAGGCAUGACGCCUCUAACAACAGACCUCUCGGUGCUCACCCAGCGACUAUCAGCCGGUCCCAGCCCACUUUGUGCCUGCAGCCUCCCAGUGAUAGUGAUGAAUACUUGUGUCAUUUGUCCAGCGCCCCCACAGGUACGUCCACACCCAGCCUGCUGGACUUGUCACCAAGCUCUUACCCCCAUCUCUGCCUGCCGUCAGAGUCUCAUCUCAGUUUGCCCAAAACGUCACAUGAGGACAUACAUGCUCUGAUGUCCUCCCCAACAUCUCAUAAUCUGAUCCAGGACACCUCCAUCUUCCAAAUGGAAGACUCUUACCCCUCCGUCCACCCUGUCUCUCCCUCUCCGCCCACAUUGCCCAGCCACCCUCCCAGAUCCUCCCCCGAUUCAGGGUCACCACGAUUAGGCGCUCUUGAGCCCCAUCUACCACUGCGCGACCCAUCUGCCACAGAACAUACCAGUCUGGAGUGCCUACUGGGGAACAGGGGCUCUAUGGAGAGCAGGGACAGUGAAAGUGUGUCAUCACGAAGAUCCAGCAUUGGCGUGCACACUCAGAGCACAGAACAGUCGUGGUGUCUGGACCUCACAGAUUAGACUGUUUCAGGGGCAGACUCACUGAUUUCACUGCAACUGGGAAGAAAAGCAGUAACUGAAAUGCAAACGUACAGUGUUUAAAGAGACUCUGCUAGAGAUUGUCAAUGUGUGCUGUAUUUCCCCCUUUUAAUUCCUUGGCUCUCGUAUUUGUCAAGCUCCACGCAAUUUACACCAUUUCUAUGCAAAAGCAUGUCAUUUGUGCAUUAUCUUGGCUUUACUAAAGUGUGUCUUUAAAGAAAAGCUCCACAGUAGUGGUUCUACUAUAUAACUCUUUAUUAUUUCCGACAUCCUUGGUGCAAUUUGCAGUUGAUAAAACCUGUUACCUCCUUGCAUGGUAAAGUUGUUUAUUCUUUUUCCUAAGGAAAAGGUUCCCAAAUCAGUGUGCAAGCAUUCUACAGUACAAGAGAACCUGUAUGUUGUGCACACAGAGACUGUAUUGAUAGGCAGGUCAGAGCAGUGGGAUGUUUCAUGGAUUUCAAAACCAACAUGUCACAUGCUUCACCUUGCAUAUAGGGAGUACAGUUUGUGCGUCACACAGCAGAGAUUGUUUCUCCUUGUUGAAUUGAAUGUUUUUCUCAGUUUAGCAUUUUUUUAUUUACAGAUUCAUACUUCGACUGUGAAUAUCCAAACUCCACAAAGCAGUUCACGAUACAAAAUGUUUGAUUUCAUGGAACAUCUCUUGUUUUGAAUUCUCUCCUUCAGGAGAUAAUAUUCGUGAUUGUUCCUCACCAAGGCAUUAAAUAUAACGCUGUGAAAUAGGUUUUGAAAUGGAUUUUCACAAAAAAGAAAGGUGGAAAAGGUUCUUUGAUUCAGUAAAUAUAGUUGCUGAAAAACAUAAAUAAAUACACACAUUUAGCUGAAAAUGUCCAAUUUAAUAUUUAAUACUGUUAUUAAUUGACUUACUAUGAAUGCCUCUCAGAAUAAAAACAGUCACGAUACACAUAUGAUUCAGAAUAUUCAAGAAUACUAUCCCGAUUGAUUGAUUGAUUGAUUGAUUCUGAUAUUCUGAAUGAUU